AUGGCUCCCGAUCUCGCGGCCCCGCUGUCUGCACCGCGAUCGCGCCCGCGGGCUGCGACAGCCAUGCAACCGACCACCACAUCUCCCCCGCUCUCAUCGCGACGACCAUCGCAGGUCAUGGGCACCCCGCUCACCUCGCUGCCGGCCAGCGUCUAUACCGGGAGCUCCAACGAGAACGGCAGUGUCAGGUCGGCGUCCGGUAGGCCCAUUACGCCACCCCAAACCACUCACUCCGUCCGACCUGCACUCGAUGCUCGAGCAAGAGCAAGAAGCAAUGGUAGUCCACCAUCCAAUCCAUCCCCUAGACUCCCCAUUGACUCUGCCCAGGUCAACCGGCUCUCGCGCGAGCUCUCCCUCCUGCGCCAGCAAACCGCCUCCGUCGCAUCAACCACCUCGUCCGCCUCCACCACCCCCUUCAACGACUCCGUCGAAUACCUCGCCAACCCAGCAGCCCACCCGGCCACCACCCGCCGCCACCGCUCCUCCUCCAGCCUGAGCGCCUCCUACAUCCCAGCCAUCCAGGAGUCGCGCACCGGCAGCGUCACGGGGAUUGCCCCUUCGCGCGACGCCUGUCUACCGUCGCCCCGGUCGACGGACGCGGCGCGGUCAACACGCAGCCGUGCGCCGUCGUUCACGUCCCCCCGUCAGCCGGACCCCGGAUCGCCCCUGGACAUUAGCGGUGCGUACCCGCACCGGAGCUCGCUGUCGCAGCAGCGGUCCCGCACCGCCUCCAUCACGCGGCCGGAGGAGCUGGAAUCAAUCAAGCGCGAGAACGAGAUGCUGCGCCGGCGGGUGCGCGAGCUGGAGCUGACCGUCAGGAAAUUGCGCGAGGGCGCGGCGCCGAGGGAUGAGCGCUCUGAUGGUGGUAGUGUUCCUUCGGGUGCUGGGCAAGGGAAUGCCAGUUGA
Aspergillus terreus NIH2624 is the source of this 906-nucleotide messenger RNA. RefSeq lists its product as uncharacterized. NCBI's taxonomy places the organism in Eukaryota, Fungi, Ascomycota, Eurotiomycetes, Eurotiales, Aspergillaceae. Bases 1 to 906 code for a protein of 301 amino acids. The transcript has 2 exons. The record is from RefSeq and is a predicted model, not a curated record.